UUCCCUAUCACGCAUUCCAAGGAAGCUUUUUCCACGGUCCACCUGUUCUACCUUUCUGUCCUUUCUUUUCCCUUAUCUUCCAACGACAUGUCUUCGUCGCCCCCACCAUCAAGUUCGCCUGCGCCGCAGGCACCCGAACCUCACACAUGGCUAUCUGAUCAACACCACGCAACAGAUGAACGGCAGCUUGAUGUUUUCAGUAAUGCGAUUCAGAAAUACGAAAAGAAAUAUGCCAAAGUCCCCAAGUCGGCCUGGUCUGUGUACAGCGAGAGUCCUAACGAAAGAAAACGAGAAGCAACCGAGAUUCGGGAAGCUACGCUUCGCCAUGAGCGGGAAUGUGAGGCCCACGAGAAAGAGCAUGAAAGACUCAAAGAAAUUGCGAAACUGAAAAAGAUCACCAUCCGAGAAUCGUCCGAGGCGACUGCCGCUGCUGUCCAGAGCUUGAAAACUUUCCUUCAAGCAUACCCGUCAACUGCCUUAGAUUUCCAGUCUGCCGGAAUUGACAUUGGGUCACUGACACGUGAAGAGGCGGAAAAAUUCUUGCAAUUGUUAGAAGAGGGUCAGACAACGAUUGGUCGAUAUAAGACAGCAAACGCAGAGCUUAAGGCAAGAAACGCAAAGCUUGUGGAAAGAAACGCAGAGCUGGAAAAAGAACCCAUUCCCACACAGCAACUUUUUGCCGCAAGCGAGCCAUCGUUAGAAGUGCACAGAGUUCAACGUGAUGAGCUGGGUUAUUUGGCCAUGUUACCGUUUCCCGUCACUUCAGAAGAUUGGCCAGUCAAUGAGAUCGACAUGGUACUGCAGGUCCACAAGAGACUUCGUGAUGAGAACAUCACACCUCGGGCAGAAGAGUGGUUGCGCAUCAGUAUCACCAGAGCUACCAAUACGGACCGUUCAGCAAGGGAACAGGCAGCCUGGCUCUUUUUCAAAGGUCGUUUGCAAAUGGGUGCUUGGUCCCACGCCGAUCUCCAAGCGCUCGUAAUCAGAGCACGAACCGCAACUCUCGAAAGUCUGCAAGUGGUCAUCGCGUUCUUAUACGCUUUCAUGGAGUAUAAGAUCAAUGAACUUGUGGGCAAGGUUCAGAACUUGUCGUUCGAUGACUCUCUGGUUCUUCUCCGACUAUUAGAGUUUCUGAUGUUGCACCUCACUCCUCAAAGCUCAUCAUUGUCAAACGAAGUCAUCCCACUGUAUCGUGUCCUCAAGCCACUUGUGGAGACCAGUGCACGAGAUCGACGCAUCAUCUCCGCACUGGUUUUGUGCCUAGACGAUCUCUGCGAGUACCGAAUCUCCAGCUUGGCAUCGUGCAUCAUACAAGAAUGCGAUACCUCCGGUGAACAGGGACUUCUGCCAGAUGGAACAAACCUUGUAGUCUCUCAAGGGAACCAUGUCCGGUACCUUCGCCGGUGCCAUUUCACCCUGCACACCCAUUAUUGGGUGGGAUAUAAGCUCCGGCUUUCCCCCUUUCCCGAAGAAGGCGAAUUUACCUACACUCCUGUGUGGCCGUAUGCGCCAGAAACAGUCGCGAUGAUUCGCGAACAAUUCCCGGAUGCAUAUGCUCGCGCCAAAGAGACUUCAUAUAAUUACGGGCCAGGGAAUACAUCAGUGACCAGCCACAUCAAUCUCGACUUCCAGGUGUCGGUCUGAUACACAAUGAGGCAUUAGGGAGGAGAAGCGGUACGAAAGGGUGUGCACAUAGAUACACUGGUGGUGGAGAUUUUUAGCUUGUGGUAGACACCCAUACAUCCAUGCUGCCACUUGGCUUGGAAGAAAUGAAUAAUUUCUUGGCGCCAAGUUAAGUUAACCUCAACUUCAAUUUGAAGCUUUA
This is a messenger RNA of Exophiala dermatitidis NIH/UT8656, 1825 nucleotides long. RefSeq lists its product as uncharacterized. The record is from RefSeq and is a predicted model, not a curated record. The transcript has a single exon. Bases 88 to 1644 code for a protein of 518 amino acids. Lineage: Eukaryota; Fungi; Ascomycota; Eurotiomycetes; Chaetothyriales; Herpotrichiellaceae.